UCAGUACGACCUGCAAACUGGAAUUGGAAGUAGAGUGGAAUGUUGUGAUGCAAAGACAAGUUGACAAGUGGGAAAUGUUUUGGUGUCAAAACGUUCAUGUUUUAAGAGACUUCGUCGGCGUGUACUUAAGAACAGUGUUGUUGAGGAUCUGAUGCUGUAAAUUAACCUGCCUGGGAAGAAUCUGUGGCAGAAAUGUCAGAAUCACUGGCAUCUGGUUACCAGAGAAACUAUGGAUCAACAAGUACUGUACCGAAUGUUGAAAUUGUAGGUCAGCAGUUCAAUUCAGAAGCAGUAAAGCAUUUAUCAGAGAGUGUUGCAACGAAUAUAUACACCAUUAACAAUGGCUGGAAAAAUCUGGAACAAGCAUACAAAAGUAUUGGAACUGACAGAGACAGUCAAGGCCUCAGGGACAAAGUGCAUGUCACACAGUUGAGUUGUAAUCAGAUAGUAGCACAAACUACAAAAGAUCUUCAUAAACUUACAUCUCUUGUGAGAAAGGGAGACAAGCAAAAUAAGCUUCGUGUUGAGAAAUUAACAAGUGAUUUUAAGGAAGCAUUACAAUGUUACAGUAAAUUCCAGAAGCAAGUUGCAGAAAAGAUGAAGAUACACUUGCUCACAAGGCAGACGUCAACAACCAGUUAUAAUGAGGACACAGAACAAGCCUUUUUUGAGCAACAAGAAAAACUGGCAGCCCAGAAGAAUUUACAGAAAAAUUUGGAAUUUGAAACAGAAAUGCUUUUGGAGAGGGAACAGACAAUGAGAAAGAUAGAAGAAGAUGUUUUGGAUAUAAAUGAAAUAAUGAGAGAGUUAGGUGCAAUGGUGCAUGAACAAGGUGAAACUAUUGAUACAAUUGAAGGCAAUAUAGAAAAUGUCCAUGGUAAUGUAGAGGGUGGACGAACAGAACUGCAGAAGGCUGAAGGAUAUCAGGCAAAAUACCGCAGAAAAAUAUGUGUGCUGGUCUUUAUAGCAUUGGUUAUCAGCAUCAUAUUGGCAGUUGUUAUCGCUGUAGAAGUCAGGUCAAAGUAAUGCUCUCAGAUAACUGUAUUUUUAAUGAAUGAAUUUGCUAGGAAACAAUCAUGUUAUGCGAGUGGCAUGCAUUUUGAAAGUUGUAUGUUUAUAACAUGAGAAUAGUUUGUAACAUAGUGAUUAUAAGGUUUUUAAACACUUUUUACUUGUAUUCUAAAUAUUGUUCUUUGUUUAUAUAGCAUCAUACUGCUUUGUUAAAGAUUGUGCCAAGCUUGAGCAUCCAAAAGACUGUAUAUAGAAAAACAAACACACACACACACACACACACACACACACACACACACACACAGGAAAAAGUACGUUUUUGUCUAAAGCCAUUUACUGUGAGAGUGUGCAUAGUGUAUUAAAGUAUGUAUUCCAUGAAAACAUUUUAUAUUGAAAAAAUUAUCAAAAUAAAUUGAGUAUUGGUAGACUGUU
Molecule: messenger RNA, 1443 nt
Organism: Schistocerca americana (American grasshopper)
Lineage: Eukaryota; Metazoa; Arthropoda; Insecta; Orthoptera; Acrididae
Gene: Syx13
Product: syntaxin-7
Exons: 6
Coding region: 193-1026 (277 amino acids)
Biological process (GO): vesicle fusion; vesicle-mediated transport; intracellular protein transport
Cellular component (GO): SNARE complex; endomembrane system; membrane
Molecular function (GO): SNAP receptor activity; SNARE binding
Source: RefSeq, a predicted model, not a curated record